Messenger RNA from Tripterygium wilfordii, 1663 nucleotides. Its product is annotated as transcription factor BHLH089-like. Lineage: Eukaryota; Viridiplantae; Streptophyta; Magnoliopsida; Celastrales; Celastraceae. The transcript has 6 exons. The coding region runs from base 477 to 1310 and encodes 277 amino acids. Gene Ontology annotation, biological process: regulation of DNA-templated transcription. Gene Ontology annotation, cellular component: nucleus. The record is from RefSeq and is a predicted model, not a curated record. Gene Ontology annotation, molecular function: protein dimerization activity; DNA-binding transcription factor activity.
UCCGUCUAUAUAUCCUCCAUUACCGCACAUCAGAGUUGAUCAAAAUAGAAUAAACUGAAUCGACGGUCUAUAAGUAAAGGUGGCAUACAAAUAUAGACAGGGAGCAGGGAACGCUGCGAGAGAAGCUCCAGUGGGAACUGGGAAGUGACCGUUUGCGAAACCCGAGGAGUCUGUCGCCGUCGAUUACAGAAACUGAGUGGUGGUGGCACAGUAAGCACCAACCUCCACUGUUCAAGGAGAUCACACAAACUCUCUCACACUAACACAGAGCCGCUACUCUAUCUCUUUCUCUCUCUCUAUUGAUUCUGAUUUCCAUUUGUAUCCGUCUUUGAAUCCUGUAACUUCCUCUCGAAAGCUACUUAAAGGAGCCCAAUUCCGACCUCUUGUCCUGGGCGGACUCUUGUUUGGCAAUGACAUGGUAGUGUCAUUUUAGCUGGUACUAUUUGGAUUUGGUUUUGAAUUCGGGUAGUGUUUGGAUGAUGGAUCCACACGCAAUGAUGAAUGACGGGUCCUACAAUUUAGGGGAGAUCUGGCCGUUUCCCAUCAGUGGCGGUGGUAUUGGACAGGCGGCGAUGAGGAGAGUUCAGUUUGGGCUGGAGCAGUUUGGGGUUUCGGGUGUUAGUGAUCCGCUGAUGGCAGAGCCGAGAGGGCCUAAUAGUGGAGGUGGCGGCGGGAUUUCAAGGAAGCGGCGUGAUGCGGAGGAUGAGUCGGCGAAGAGCGUCUCUACUAGCAAUGGCAACGGCAAUAGUGUGAAUGAUUUUGAAUGCAAUGGGAAACGGCGUAAAUCAUCAGCUUGUAGAGACGAGACUGGUGAAUCAAAAGCCAAAGCAGAAACCAGUGGUGGGAAGGCUUCAGAAAAACAAAAUACUCAACCUCCAGAACCACCCAAACAAGAUUACAUCCAUGUACGAGCUAGAAGGGGUCAAGCCACUGAUAGCCACAGCCUAGCAGAAAGAGCUAGGAGAGAAAAGAUUAGUGAGAGGAUGAAAAUUCUUCAGGAUCUGGUCCCUGGUUGCAACAAGGUUAUUGGCAAAGCCUUGGUCCUCGACGAGAUUAUUAAUUACAUACAGUCGUUACAACGUCAGGUCGAGUUCCUCUCAAUGAAGCUUGAAGCAGUGAAUUCAAGGACGACUCCUUUAAUUGAUGCGUUUCAUCCUAAAGAUAUCAACGGGGCCUUACAGUUUGCUCAGCAAACAUUUGAUACUGGUGGUAUGGCAUUUGGUUCACAAGCUACAAGGGAAUUCAACCGUGGUUCUUCUCCAGAAUGGCUGCAUAUGCAGGUUGGAGGUGGUUUUGAGAGAACAACGUAAUCCGGCCAACCCUUGUCAAUCAUUCAUAACGCCAUCGAGUGACGAUGCUUCUUUCCUCAGUGUUUGUGAAAAAUCAUACCCCUAUAUUUUAAGUCAAACGGAAACCAUAUUUCUACCUUCGACAUCUGACAUGAAGCUGUGAUUGCUGUCUCAAAGUUGAUAUCUUAGCAUCUUCUUUUGUAUGUGUAUUAAAAAUCAUUCUUUUACCGGAUGUUUCCUGUGGCAGGCUUCGUGACCUUGUCUGUUGUGAUACCUGAACAGAACUGAAGAAACAAGUGGUAUUCUUCUUGUAAAAGAAUGAUACUGAUUAUAAAUUUCCUAUUCUUAUACUACAUCAUAUGCAGACUUUGCUC